UGGAACAUUGGGAGAUUAUCCUACCAGCACUGAGAGCUAGGCUCCUGCUAAUUUACCCCCAUCCCUGCACUUCAGACCCAAACACAGUUGCAGACGCAGCCAGUGAUCGCCAGCUCUGUUUUUAUUUUGGAGUUGUUGACAUGUGCGUGUGAAAAGGACACUCGGUUAACGUCGGAAAAAGGAAGACUUUUUUUUUUCUUGUGGAGAACGCUGCGAGUGGAUUUUAGUUGGGAGCGUGUGGAUAAAGUAUUUCUUUGUAGAGGUCUUCUUUUGUCUGUCCGGAUGGGUUCCCUAAUGUGCAUGAGGAACUUGGCCCUGCAGCCGCCACUAUCAGUCUUCAGCCAGUGUCACUCCAUCCAGGAAAAUGUCCACUUCAUACGAUGAAUCUGCUGCUGUUGAUGAGACGAUGGACAGCUUUUGGGAGGUGGGAAACUACAAGCGCGCCGUCAAACGGAUCGAUGAUGGCCACCGACUUUGCAAUGACCUUAUGGGCUGCCUUCAGGAACGUGCCAAGAUUGAGAAGGCUUACAGCCAACAGCUGACCGAGUGGUCAAAGAGGUGGAGACAGCUCAUUGAGAAAGGACCUCAGUACGGUACUGUAGAGCGAGCCUGGUUGGGUGUCAUGACGGAGGCAGACAAGGUUGGUGAGCUGCACCAGGAGGUGAAGAAUGGCCUGCUCAACGAGGACACUGAGAAGGUCAAAAACUGGCAGAAAGACUCCUUCCACAAGCAAAUGAUGGGGGGUUUCAAGGAAACCAAAGAGGCAGAGGAAGGCUUCAAGAAAGCCCAGAAGCCCUGGGCCAAGAAGUUCAAAGAGAUGGAGACCGCUAAGAAGACCUACCACUUGGCAUGCAAGGAGGAGAAGCUGGCUGCCACCAGGGAAGCCACGGCCAAGGCUGAGGCCUCUGUCGCUCCUGAUCAGCAGAAGAAGCUCCACGAGAAGGUGGAGAAGUGCAAACAGGAUGCGGGGAAGGCCAAGGAGAAGUAUGAGAAGUCCUUGGACGAGGUGAACAAGUGCACGCCUGUGUACAUGGAGCAGAUGGAGCAGGUGUUUGACCAGUGUCAGCAGCACGAGGUGAAGAGACUCAACUUCAUGAAAGAGGUUCUGCUGGACAUCAAGCGCCACCUCAACCUCAGCGAGAGCCAAAGUUAUGCCACAGUGUAUCGGGAGCUUGAACGCACCAUACUGGCAGCAAAUUCACAGGAAGACCUGAAGUGGUUCAGCAACAACCAUGGCCCGGGCAUGCACAUGAACUGGCCAGCGUUUGAGGAGUACAACCCCGAUGCCACGGCCGCUGUGGCCAAGAGAGAGAAGAAGAAGCCUGAUGGUGUAGCCCCGGCCACCCCCAACACAGAGCACACCGGACAGCCUGGAGACCGUGGCAGUGUAAGCAGCUAUGACAAGAACCAGGCCUACUCGACCGAGUGGUCCGAUGACGAGCAGCACACAGCGUACUCGGGCAACGAGACCAACGGAGGUGGCAACUCCUUCGAGGAGGACUCCGGCAGUGCCAAAGGUGGCGGCGGCGGCGGCAGCACCGGCGGUGGCGGCGGCGGCGGCAGCACCGGCGGUGGCAGUGGCAGUGGCAGCGGCGGGGUGCGCGUGAGAGCGCUCUACGACUACGAGGGACAAGAGCAGGACGAGCUGAGCUUUCAAGCAGGCGAUGAACUCGCCAAGAUUGAAGACGAGGACGACCAGGGCUGGUGCAGAGGUCGCCUGGACAGCGGCCGGACAGGCUUGUACCCAGCCAACUACGUGGAGGAGAUCUAGCCGUGACUGAGGCAGUGCGAGCCACGGGGAGGCAGCUCAGAUUGUCCUACUGAAGAGCACUGCGCCUAGCCAGAGACUUAGGAGAAACACAUAUCUUGCCCAACCAAUGUGUGAAGCAGUUUCGUUCCAAUUCUUAGUAACCUAAAGAAGAAAAAGUCUAACGUAUCUAUACAGUAUAUAUUUAUCCGCUGGGGGGAAGCGCGUGGGAAUGGAGGCAUUUAUUCAAGUGUUCAUAGCACUCACACAUAAACACACACGUAUUACUUCAGCAACUCCACAGUGCUGUUAUAUAAUUCCCACUAGCUGUGUGUGUCUAGUGCACACACACAGCUGUUCCUAAGGGUUGAUGCAACAGUACAAUACCUUACAGGUUAUGGUUAAAUAUCACAAGCACCAGUAAAAGUAAUAGCACCCAUGUAGCCUAAAGGGAGCUACAGUGGAUGAAUACGGAUCUCUGUAAUGACAUAUUUCUUAUGCAGUCUCCAUCCUUGCCCGUACAGUGGCAACCCACUUUUCAUGUUUUUGUUUUUUUUCGUCUGUUCAUGUGGUGUUCCCUCACUGGUGAAGUGUGUGUUACAGUGCUGUUGUCUCUUUACACUGGAUUCUGGUUGCAUAGUAGCAUGCGCUAUGCAAAAGAAUUGACUUGAAUCAUCAGGCCAUCGCUUCAGGAUGCUAUGCUCACCAUAUCCACAGAUGGACAGGGGAGAGACACAAAAAAAAAAACAGACUAUAACUGACCCCUGACACCUUCAGGAAUUGGCAGGUGUUUCAUUUCGUGGCAUUUGUUUCUCUGUAUCCUUUUUCUCAUUUUCUAUAUGCAUAUCACAAUGGUUCAUGUUAAAGUAUGUAAGAGUUAGCAUAGUUUAAAAGAAAAAAAAUGCUAACAUUCCUGUAUUCAACUAACAAGUGUUGGGACUACAUAAUAUCACAAGCAUCUGAUCCAAUGCUACUUUAAAAGAUGAACUUUUGAGGCUAUGAAACAGGAGUAUGGAUAUUUAGUAUGCCUUUUGCCUACUAGGCAUUUAUGAUGUGAUUGCUGACAGCAGUGCAUACUGUUAAUUGCAUGUCGAGGUGUCAAUUGCUGUUUCGAAGUGCACAGAUCAAGUCGUGGCUAAUUGUAUUAAAGUCUUCUCCUCCCUUUUGACCUGA
Molecule: messenger RNA, 2920 nt
Organism: Clupea harengus (Atlantic herring)
Lineage: Eukaryota; Metazoa; Chordata; Actinopteri; Clupeiformes; Clupeidae
Product: protein kinase C and casein kinase substrate in neurons protein 1
Biological process (GO): plasma membrane tubulation; positive regulation of dendrite development; neuron projection morphogenesis
Cellular component (GO): endosome; cytoplasm; plasma membrane
Molecular function (GO): protein binding; phospholipid binding
Source: RefSeq, a predicted model, not a curated record